AUGGCGCCAACGUUCCCGCAUCUCACCAUUGACUCUCCCGCCUCAGCCCCAGGCGUGCACGUGCUCACGAUGCAAAAGCCACCGGAGAACCGCCUGAACGUGGCCUUCGCGCAGACCGUCAUCAGCGCCCUCCGCUACAUCGAGCGCGACCUGAUGAAACCCGACGCGCCGGGCGCCGUGAUCAUUUCCUCCUUCUCCGACAAGUUCUGGUGCACGGGCCUCGAGCUGGAUGAGUCGGACUCCAACAUCUACGCCAACGCGGACGGGUUCUACCCCUUGCUGGCCACGCUGGUCGACUACCCGUACCCGACCAUCGCGCUGAUCACGGGCCACACCUUUGGCGGGGCCUGCCCGUUCGCCCUGUCGUGCGACUACCGGAUCAUGAACAGCAAGCGCGGCUUCAUCAGCAUGCCGCCCGUGAACUUGGGAUUGCACUUUGACGGGAUCGGCGCCCUGCCGCGCCUGAAGCUGGGCCCGCGGAUCGCGAGGAAGAUGCUCCUCGAGGCGCAUAGGUGGACAGGAACGGAAGCGUUGAAGGACGGCAUCGUGGAUGAGGUGUGUGAGCCCGACACGAUGAGGGAGCGGGCCGUGGAGUUCGCCAAGACGAUCGCGCCGCGGGCGACGAUGGGUGUUUAUGGGUUGUUGAGAUCCGAACUGUGGGGUGAGGCGCUUGACAAGUUCAAGGCAAUCAGUUACGUGCACAGGAAGAGGGUUGGGACGGCAGCCAAGGCGAAGAUUUAG
Messenger RNA from Cladophialophora yegresii CBS 114405, 741 nucleotides. RefSeq lists its product as uncharacterized. The transcript has a single exon. Gene Ontology annotation, biological process: fatty acid beta-oxidation. Bases 1 to 741 code for a protein of 246 amino acids. Gene Ontology annotation, molecular function: enoyl-CoA hydratase activity; delta(3)-delta(2)-enoyl-CoA isomerase activity. NCBI's taxonomy places the organism in Eukaryota, Fungi, Ascomycota, Eurotiomycetes, Chaetothyriales, Herpotrichiellaceae. Gene Ontology annotation, cellular component: peroxisome. The record is from RefSeq and is a predicted model, not a curated record.